Symbiodinium sp. CCMP2592 is the source of this 633-nucleotide messenger RNA. The record is from the annotation of a GenBank genome assembly. Lineage: Eukaryota; Dinophyceae; Suessiales; Symbiodiniaceae.
AUGGCAAACUGCUGCGAUGACCUCGGCUCCAGCGCCAACAUGCAGCUGAUCUAUGUCAUGGCAGCCAUCGUCUACAUCCUGACCUCUGUAGCAGCGGCCGUGGUACAAGUCUUCGCCGGGGGUCUUGAAGGGACGGGGGUCCGCCCUUUGGUCAGCCUGAUGCUCCUCGGGGUUUUCGUGCUUUGGAUCAUCAUGAUUUCCUCACGCUGCUGCGCGCCGUGCUGCUGCCAGGAUACCAUGCCGAACGUGCCCUCGCCUUGCCCGGUCGGGCCUCUGAACAUGGCGAUGAACUCAAAGAUCCUGGACUACCCGUUCAUGAUCGGCAUUGGUGGUGAAGUCGUCACCACGGCUCCCGCGGUCCUGCUGCCAGUCUUCUUCCGAAGCUUCAGAGACGACAGAGGUGGCAACAUGAUGGUCCUGCAGCUGACUCGGUUUCUCUGGGUCGGCCUGACGACCCUCGGCGCCUUCUGCGCCUUCAGGAGGUUCGUGAUGAUGCGGCAGCAGCAGCUGGCUGGAGCUGGCGAAGUUCCCCCUGGCAUGGUCACACAAGGAGUAGUUACUGGCACGACUGUCGGAGUCCCGGUGGGUGUUGCUGUGGAAACGAGCAAAGGUGAGCCCGCCCCGGUGGCUUAA